Molecule: messenger RNA, 1392 nt
Organism: Charadrius vociferus (killdeer)
Lineage: Eukaryota; Metazoa; Chordata; Aves; Charadriiformes; Charadriidae
Product: schwannomin-interacting protein 1
Exons: 7
Coding region: 1-762 (253 amino acids)
Biological process (GO): positive regulation of hippo signaling
Cellular component (GO): cell junction; plasma membrane
Source: RefSeq, a predicted model, not a curated record
AUGGGUGAGGUCAUCAGGAAAGCAGCCGCGCCGGCCGGGGAGGGGAGUUAUAAAAAGGCCCAGAAGAAUGAGCGGGAGUCCAUCAGGCAGAAGUUGGCUCUGGGCAGUUUCUUCGACGAUGGCCCAGGACUUUACACCAGCUGCAGCAAGAGCGGCAAGCCGAGCCUCUCCUCCCGAUUACAAAGUGGGAUGAACCUGCAGAUUUGCUUUGUGAACGACAGCGGCAGCGACAAGGACAGCGAUGCCGAUGACAGCAAGACAGAAACCAGCCUGGACACGCCGUUGUCGCCCAUGAGCAAGCAGAGCUCAUCCUACUCCGACAGAGACACAACGGAGGAAGAGUCAGAGUCCCUUGAUGACAUGGACUUCCUCACCAGGCAAAAGAAACUCCAAGCUGAAGCCAAAAUGGCCUUGGCUAUGGCAAAGCCCAUGGCCAAAAUGCAGGUUGAGGUGGAAAAGCAGAACAGGAAGAAAUCGCCGGUAGCAGAUCUUCUGCCACAUAUGCCUCAUAUAAGUGAAUGCCUGAUGAAGAGAAGUUUAAAACCCACCGAUCUAAGAGACAUGACUAUCGGGCAGCUACAAGUGAUAGUCAAUGAUCUCCACUCACAGAUAGAAAGCUUGAACGAGGAGCUGGUGCAGCUGCUGCUCAUUCGGGACGAGCUGCACACGGAGCAGGACGCCAUGCUGGUGGACAUCGAGGACCUGACCAGACACGCCGAAAGUCAGCAGAAGCACAUGGCAGAGAAGAUGCCGGCAAAAUGAACCCCGGAGCCCCGGGAGCAGAGCUCGAGCGAGACUUCAUUUUGCUUCUGUGUGUGUCCAAGCGCUGAUGUCCACGGUGGCGCACGAGAAAAACCAGUGUUAGUCAUUGACCAUGUCUGAAGCUUUAUGUCCGGUGAUUGGCCUCUGCUUCUUAAUUUAUUUUAAUUUUUUUACUCGUGCCACUAAAUAUCAGGCAUUUUAAUAAUAUUAUUACAAAAAAUGUACAGUACUUAUAACAUUAUAAAUCAUGGGUGAGAAGAGAGGGUAGUUUAACUUUAUUUUUGUUUGUUUAGAGAUUUUCAGUUGAACGAUAUUUUACCAUUGACUACUUUUUUAUUCUUCACUGUAGUUUUAAAAUAAAGAAACUGUACUUGACGGUGCUAUACAAGUCAAAAAAAAAAAAAUACAUGCCUGCCUCGUAGUGAAGUUGUAGCUUUCAGUAAUAUGUAUAUUUUAAUCAGUUUUCAACAUUUUGUGAAUGUUGACUACCUGACAUUCAUUUUUAGAUGUGCUAUUAACAUUCGGUUGGAUUCAGAGAGUUACCUUGAAAGUUUUAUGUAUAAAUAUGUAAAAUAAAAAUUUAAAAAAUUGUUUCAUAUGAUACGUCUUUUUGUUGCCUAGUGGUUGACU